AUGGCCGCCGCAGGGUCCCAGCAGCUCCAGUUCGCGGAGGGCGCUGCUUUCCCCACCUUCCCGGCCGCGCACCCCGGAGGGUCUCUGCUCCCGUCCGCGCACCCCGCCGCCGGGCUGGCCCCUGCGCCCCCGGACUCCCGCGCCCCAGCGGCCGCGCAGUGCUUUCCAAGCCCAAGUCCUGGACCCGCAGUGCAGACCCCGGCUGGCCUGGAUCCGCCCGGGCCCCCUAAAGGCGCGGCCGCCCCGUCGGCGCCGCAGCGUCGUAAGCGCACGUCGUUCAGCUCGGAGCAGCUGCAGCUGCUGGAGCUCGUCUUCCGCCAGACCAUGUACCCCGACAUCCACUUGCGGGAGCGUCUGGCGGCGCUCACGCUGCUCCCCGAGUCCAGGAUCCAGGUGUGGUUCCAGAACAGACGGGCCAAGUCCAGGCGCCAGAGUGGGAAGUCGUUUCAGCCCUUAUCAAGGCGGGAUGUUUUCCUCCAUCGCUCGGCUCCUGGGACUGAAGCGAGAUGUUUGAAGCCAGACCUGCCUCUGGAGGCAGGUGUGAACUGCCCUCCUGAUCCCAGCAGGGCUGGAGGAGGCAUCUGCGCAUCUGGUCCUCAAGGUCAGAGUUUUGAAACCUAUUCACCUCUCUCCGAAGAUGCCAGCUCAAAGUUGGACUCAUGGGAGGAGGACAUCUUUUCUGCCUUAGGUAGUUUUUGA
Molecule: messenger RNA, 699 nt
Organism: Onychomys torridus (southern grasshopper mouse)
Lineage: Eukaryota; Metazoa; Chordata; Mammalia; Rodentia; Cricetidae
Gene: Mixl1
Product: Mix paired-like homeobox
Exons: 2
Coding region: 1-699 (232 amino acids)
Biological process (GO): regulation of transcription by RNA polymerase II; endoderm development; hematopoietic progenitor cell differentiation
Molecular function (GO): DNA-binding transcription activator activity, RNA polymerase II-specific; RNA polymerase II cis-regulatory region sequence-specific DNA binding
Source: RefSeq, a predicted model, not a curated record